GUUUUGCAUUCAAAUAUUAUUAGUGCAUUGCAGUGACCAAGUUUGAGUAAACAUAUUUAGAUAGUUUUGCUGAGGAACCUUAACGUAUGGAAAGAAAAACGCAAACUCGUCAACAACUUUCUAAGAACGUGUGUCUCCAAAGGGUCACCAAAUAAAGAAACCUUGGAAGAUCAAAUAAGAAAGCAUGCCGAAGAAUUUAUUCACUACAUUCGAAAUCAGGGAACAUUAAAUUCUUUAGAAGCCACAGCUCACUAUGUCACUAGUACCACACGUUCCCUAAUUUUGGGCACAUCGUUCACGCUUGAAGACAAAACAAGACAAACUAUAAUAAAGAACAUCCAAGGUGCAAUGAGCAUGUUUUAGUCGCCUUAAGGAGUUUUUUAAUCGUUUUUUUGUCACUUCGUUUUAAUCUUUUUUUACUCUUUUGGGAAAAAAUGUUCAAAAAUAAUAAAAAUUAAUUAUUGUUCGUGAGGUUCUGCAAACUCCUGUUAAAGUCGACUGGCCUGUGUCUGUAUUAUUAUUAUAUGUUGGCUAAUGGAAGAAAGAUUCAAGAAUAAGGACGCACUUUAAUCUAUUACAUAGUACAACAGGUUUAUCUGCGUUUCAAUUUCUAGAAUUUUCAUUGCAAUGUCAAUACAACACUGUGCAUGGUAACAGCAGGAAAAAAUUGUCACUAAAACACCAACAAAAUGACUGAAUUAAUCGUCGUUUCGUUAGCACUAUUAAUACUUAUAGCUACAUACAUAUAUUAUCGCCAUCAAAAUUACCUCCCAGGCCCAUGGAACUUACCAGUAAUUGGUUAUUUACACAAGAUAGAUCCAAAAGUGCCUCAUUUGUCGUUUUUAAAACUCACCCAAAAAUAUGGUCCAGUCUAUAGGGUAAAGCUUGGAUUGUUUAACACCGUAUUCAUCUCUGAUGUAAAAUUACUAAAGCAAGUGUUAAUGAAGGAAGCAACUAUUUCAAGACCACCUCUUCAUCUCUUUGAAAUUAUAUUUGGAGAUAAAGGAAUCAUAUACUCUUCUUCUGAUGUAUGGAAAGAUCAAAGAAAAUUUGUAAGUAACUUCUUAAGAGUGUCAGGUGCCACCAAAAUGUCCCCAAACAAAGAAGCUUUAGAAAAUCAAUUGAAACAAAGUGUUCAAGAUUUUAUCCAAUAUGUCCAAAAUCAACGUAAUCCUGCGACGUUAAAUCCAACAGAAGCUGUAAUAAAUUAUGUAACUGACAUAACUAGCAGCUUAAUUUUAGGGACACGUAAUAGUAAAUUAGUGAAAAUUCUAACACAUAAGGUCGAUAAAGUAAUAAAACAAUGUCAGGUCACUGGACCAGUGAAUUUCUUACCAUUUUUGCGUUUUCUACCAAAAUAUAGAAAGGGCGUAAAAUCAAUUCGAGACUCAAUGACCGAAAUUUUUAACAUAUAUGACAAAAUCGUCUGUGAAAAUGAAAAAACCAACAACGAUAACAAAUUAACGAAUCUUGUCGACACACUUAUAUUGGAUAAAUCUGUGGACAAAGCGUGCAGUAUAGAUCAACUGCAUAUUUUAUCUAACAUGUUCGGUGCUUCUACUGAAACUACCAUUACUACGAUAGUGUGGGGUUUGCUGUACUUGGCGCACUUCAAAGAAGUCCAAAACAAAAUUCGAAAAGAACUUUGGGAUAUUCUUCAAGACAAACCUCCACAGAUAGGUGAUUUACCAAAACUGCCAUAUAUGGAAGCCACUUUAGCUGAAGUAACAAGAAUAAGGUCUUUAUUUCCGUUGGGUUUUCCUCAUUAUACCACUGACGAUGUAUGUGUGGAAAAUGUGACAAUUCCGAAAAAUACUGUCAUAAUGCCGUUCUUGUGGGCGAUCCAUAUGGAUCCAAAAGCAUGGCGGAACCCUGAAGAGUUUUGUCCUGAACGAUUUUUGAACGACGAAGGAAAAUUUUACCAACCUGAAUCAUUCCUUCCGUUUCAAUCUGGUAAAAGGAUAUGUGCUGGUAAAGAUGUGGCAACUAUGAUGGUCUUUAUGUUUGUGGCAACUGUCUUACAGGAAUUUAAAUUGGAGGGUUGUAACGGUUCAGGUUCUGUAGAUCUGUCUUAUGAUUGUGGUUUAACCACAACUCCUAAACCACAAGAUCUGAUUUUUGUGAAGAUAUAGAAAGGAAUUUAGUGUGAGAACACUUGUGUCUAUAUCUGGUUUUGACUAUUUUGUUAUUAACAUAAUAUAUGGGUUUACGGUAUUAUUGUGAAUAAUUAAUAAAAUAAUAAAGCAAA
Zophobas morio is the source of this 2248-nucleotide messenger RNA. RefSeq names its product cytochrome P450 306a1-like. Gene Ontology annotation, biological process: xenobiotic metabolic process. The coding region runs from base 690 to 2132 and encodes 480 amino acids. NCBI's taxonomy places the organism in Eukaryota, Metazoa, Arthropoda, Insecta, Coleoptera, Tenebrionidae. Gene Ontology annotation, cellular component: cytoplasm; intracellular membrane-bounded organelle. The record is from RefSeq and is a predicted model, not a curated record. The transcript has 10 exons. Gene Ontology annotation, molecular function: iron ion binding; oxidoreductase activity, acting on paired donors, with incorporation or reduction of molecular oxygen, reduced flavin or flavoprotein as one donor, and incorporation of one atom of oxygen; heme binding.